AGGCAAAGCCCCACCCUCUCCGGAAGAGGGGGCUCUUGUCGCCUUUGCAAGAGCUGCCUUGAUGUCGCCUUCUCCGCUGGGUGAAAGAUGUUCGCCAGCAAUGCCUCUUCUUCCAUCUUUUCUUUGUGGCGGAGGGGAAGCAGGGACUGUGGAACCAGCUCAGCAUUCACUGUCCUCUGAAGACAUCGCUAUUCGUUUCACGGGUGAGCAGUGGGCAUUGCUGGAUCCUAACCAGAGAACGGAAGUCAUAUAGGAGAAUUGUGGGAUCAUGGCCUCUCUUGGUGGUGAUGAAUUGGAAAUGAAGAACAAGGGAGACCAUGAUGAAAUUCACACAGGGGAGAAACCAUAUAAAAAUUUGGAAUGUGGAAAGAGCAUUCAAAGUUCCCCUUCAACUUCCCAUCAAAGAAAUCCCAGUGGGAAAAAACCUUACCAGUGCUUGGAAUGUGGAAAACGCUUCGGUUGGAGGGCUCAUCUCACUCGACACGAGAGAAUUCAUACAGGGGAGAAACCAUACAAAUGUGUGCAAUGUGGAAAGAGCUUCAGUCAGCGGGCCAAUCUCACUACUCAUCAAAGACGUCAUACAGGGGAGAAACCUUUUCAGUGCUUGGAAUGUGGAAAGAGCUUCAAGGAAAAGGCCAAGCUCACUUCCCAUCAAAUAAUUCAUACGGGGGAGAAACCAUUUCAGUGCAGGGAAUGUGGGAGGAGAUUCACUCAUAGUGGCAAUCUCACUUCCCAUGAAAUAACUCAUACCUGGGAGAGGCCUUAUAAAUGCUUGGAAUGUGGAAGGAGUUUUAGUCAAGACUCUUAUCUCAUUUCUCAUCAAAUAAUUCAUACUGGGGCAAGAUCAUAUAAAUGCUUGGAAUGUGGAGAGAGUUUUAGUCAGUAUUCCUAUCUCACUUCCCAUCAAAGAAUUCACAGUAGGGAGAAUCACAGUCUCCCAGAAUCAUUGAAUUGUUGCAUUGGACUGGAUGGUGAGAGUUAUCUGCUCCAACCCCCUGCAACGCAGGAUAUUCAACAAAAGCAUCCAUGACAGAUGGCCAUCUAACCUUUGCUUAAAAUCCUUCAAAACAAAAUAAAAAAAUCCUUCCAGUAGCACCUUAGAGACCAACUAAGUUUGUCAUAGGUAUGACCUUUCGUGUGCAUGCACACUUCCUUCAAUUCCUUCAAAAUCCUUCCAUUCAAGAAGAGUCCACCAGCACCUGAACUAGUUUGUUCCACAGUCAAACAGUUCUUGCUGUCAGAAAGUUCUUCCUGAUGUUUAGUCAGAUUCUCCUUUCUUGUAACUUGAAUGGAUUUGUUUGGGUCCUUCCACUGGAGCAGGAGAAAGCCAAGGUUCCAUGGCACAGCUCUUUAGAUAUUGGCCGAGGGCUAUCACAUCUCCUUCUCAAUCUUCUCUUCUCCAUGAUAAACAUCCACAGGGUUUCCAGACCCUUGAUCAACUCUCAUUUUCCCUCCAAAAGGGCUGGCUCUGCCCCCUCAGGCUAGGUAGCCAAUCAGAGAGAGGCUCCAGCCCCCUGGUCAUGUUUCUGAUGGACUGCAGCACCAGACUCUGCCCGGGCUCAGCUGUCCAUCUCUCUUUCCCUCCCCCUCCCCCAUGCAAAAAAACUCACAAAACAAUCCAGUCUGAUUUCUGCUGCUUAAUAUUGCAUCCUUGUUGCUUUCUGAAACUGUGACUUUAAAGUGGGGCUGCUCUGGAGGGGGCACUGAGCUCUGUCUGCCCCUUGAGUUGGAAAGGUGCCUGUGACUUUGCCCUCUUUGCUGGUGCAGAAGGAAGGGAGUUGCUGCCAGGGAUGGGCAGGCAAAAAAGAAGAGGAGAGAAACCCCCCCCCCCCAGAGGAAAUCUAUAUAUGUGUGAAAGUAAAAAGGACAUGUAGGUGUGUUUCCACUUUCCACCAAAACUGCUUGACCGAUAGAGGCGAAAUUUUGACACAACAUCACAUGCGAAUGUCCGAAGGAUAUAGGAAAGUUUGCUAAGGCAGAUGUCACACCUCUGCCAGGUAAAACCCCCAAAAAACCCUGUUUCAGAACGCACCACUCAGUCAAAAGUGCAUGCUGGGAAAAGAAACAGGUUACAAACCAGCACCCUCUAGCGGCGGCUACACUGGUACUGCACCUAUAAAACUUUCCCUCUCAACAGCACCUUGGCCCCCGUUUACAUACUAGGCCGAAGCCUUUACAGAAUAGGCUGAAUGGAGGUACUGACUCGCCUGG
Molecule: messenger RNA, 2211 nt
Organism: Zootoca vivipara (common lizard)
Lineage: Eukaryota; Metazoa; Chordata; Lepidosauria; Squamata; Lacertidae
Biological process (GO): regulation of transcription by RNA polymerase II
Molecular function (GO): DNA-binding transcription factor activity, RNA polymerase II-specific; RNA polymerase II cis-regulatory region sequence-specific DNA binding
Source: RefSeq, a predicted model, not a curated record